Molecule: messenger RNA, 1008 nt
Organism: Colletotrichum destructivum
Lineage: Eukaryota; Fungi; Ascomycota; Sordariomycetes; Glomerellales; Glomerellaceae
Exons: 1
Coding region: 719-946 (75 amino acids)
Source: RefSeq, a predicted model, not a curated record
GCCUGCUCGUCACCCGCUCUGGCCCUGCUUCCCGCUCCCUUCUCUUCUCUGUCUCGGUUUUGUGUACGAACGUACUCCAUACAUUGUGUGAUUUUGUUUUGUGUUCAAGGUCUUUCGUCCCGAGCCCUUCUCCCUACUUUGGUCCGUCCAGUCUUUGGCUGGCUCCGCUGGUGUGUCCUUCGAGGUCUGAGAUCCCUGAGAUCCGAGGUGUGAGGUGCUCUCGGGCCCUGUCCGUGCUUGUACUGUACAGAGAUCCUUCCCCCAUUCUCUGCGUGAAUGGGCGUGGUCCCCUGAACCUGAACGACCCUGACCGGGGGCUCCACGUCGGCAUCAAAGUGUUCCUCCCUUGGUCCCUUCGUGUCGGCUGGCACUGGCAACGGCUGUUAACGCUACAGAGAUGAAGGAAACAGGUGCCGUCCCGCAGCUGUCGGCUCGGGUCCUACCUAGGCUUGUCGUGUCGUGUCUUCCAUGGCUGGUGGGUGAGUGGAGUCACCGGAGUGUUCACCGUGCCUGCAGCGAGUGAACGAAUACUGGACACUCCUGGCACCUGCACCUGCAUUUAUGAGUAACCCUGGGCCGUGUGCGUGGCCUUGGUCGGGGGACGUGGGCCCCAGUCUUUCUGUCCCUUCCCCUCCCACCUGCGACCCCCCGUCCGCUGUCUCCUGCUGUUCUGCUCUGUGCUCCGGUCCACCUCCAGCGUCUCUGCAAUGAAUAUCUAAUGGAACAUGUCCCGUCUUCUCCUUCAUCUCAUUGCCAAGUAGACUAUUACAACGACGGCAUCCCCAAUAUUCACAGCCGGAAGAAAAAAAGAUCCUCGCUCUCGCUCCUCUUCGACCGUCUCGACGACACUCCAUUUCUCAACUCUCGCUCCCAUCAAUUCAACUGCAUUUCUGUGUCAGCAUCAGCUACUCGAACGACCAACGCGAAUUGCUCGCUUCCCCCGUGACAUCAUCCAGGGGCCGCCAGCACACUACAAAUCAUCACCUCCGCCGAACCCCAGCAUCACGA